Eremothecium gossypii ATCC 10895 is the source of this 762-nucleotide messenger RNA. RefSeq names its product AGR033Wp. The record is from RefSeq and is marked provisional. Bases 1 to 762 code for a protein of 253 amino acids. The transcript has a single exon. NCBI's taxonomy places the organism in Eukaryota, Fungi, Ascomycota, Saccharomycetes, Saccharomycetales, Saccharomycetaceae.
AUGAUUGAGGAUAUAAAGCUCUCGGUUGCGUGGGCCACCUUCUUGAGCGUAUUCCAGAAGGUGGCACGUUUCUUUAGGCAAUACCACACUGAGCGGCUCCGCUACAACUACGCGCUUGACCCGCCGCAGAUGGUCUACUCGCUCGUGCCCCCGCACGGCUCGCGCCACGCCCCUGACGUGCACUACCGCGCCGCCAGGAACUCCAACUUCAUGCUCGAGGCGUUGCAACUCUUCGUGCUCUCCGUGCUCGUGGGCACCAUGAUGACGCUCGCCCGGUGCAUGCACCGGGCUGGCUCGGUGUUGCACCGCAAGGGCUUCGAUUUGCCGUUGGCCGCGCUCCAGCCCCGUGCCAUUGGCCCCAAGCCGCCCCAACGAAGCACCAGCCGCCGCGCGGCCGCGCGCCCCGACAGCGCCCCGUGCAGCACCCCGCAGAACACCGCCGCGAGCAUCGCAGACCCUGCGCCAGCCGCGUGUGAGCGCGCGGGCCCGGCGCCAGCCUCUGCGCGGGCGCCUGCCGGCUGCGCGCGCGCGCCCGCCAGCCCGAACGAAGGCCUCUUUCUGUCCUAUGUCGACGACGUCGACGACGAGCUCAGCGGUGUCGAGAACUCGUUUGCCGAGUAUUACGGUGUGUCGCAAUUUGCCGAAAGUGACAUUUUCGAUCUCGGAAACCUCUCCGUGAGGUUGAACUCCAUAAGGUCCUUGGGCAUCAACAAUUCCCCCACGUCCAAAGCCGUCAAGGCCAGCGGCAUGCUAAUAUGGUAG